Lentinula edodes (shiitake mushroom) is the source of this 1332-nucleotide messenger RNA. RefSeq names its product nucleotide-sugar transporter-domain-containing protein. NCBI's taxonomy places the organism in Eukaryota, Fungi, Basidiomycota, Agaricomycetes, Agaricales, Omphalotaceae. Gene Ontology annotation, molecular function: UDP-galactose transmembrane transporter activity. Gene Ontology annotation, cellular component: Golgi membrane. The transcript has 4 exons. Gene Ontology annotation, biological process: pyrimidine nucleotide-sugar transmembrane transport. The record is from RefSeq and is a predicted model, not a curated record. The coding region runs from base 1 to 1332 and encodes 443 amino acids.
AUGUCUAAGUUUCCUAAUACUACGGCCAAUCAUCCGUUCCAAGUAGAGCCUGACGACAUUCAGGAUGAGGAUCUCGGUCUGGCGACCGCAGCUCCUAUACCUUCAAUUGGUGGUAUCCCUCUCAAAUAUGUGUCUUUGGUGACGCUGGCCGUGCAAAAUUCCAUGUUGACAAUCAUAAUGCACUACUCAAGAGUUUCAAUACCCUCGUCGCGAAUGUACUCUGCUGCUACUGCGGUUCUGAUGAAUGAAGUCCUCAAGGGCUCCAUAUCACUGUUCAUUGCCUUUUGUCGCAUAGAACCCAGCAGCAGCGCAGAGCCCUCAGUAUUCAUCAGCCUUCGACCAAGAGUGUUCAUGAGCAAAUUCAGAAAAUUGUCAAGAGAUAUCUUCAGCACGGAUUGCUGGAAAUUGUCCAUACCUGCAGUGUUAUAUGUCAUUCAGAACAACCUGCAAUAUGUCGCUGCAUCAAAUUUACCAGCUGCUACAUUUCAAGUAAGUUACCAGAUGAAGAUUUUGACUACUGCUGCGUUUUCGGUCGUCAUGCUGCGGAAAAAACUGACCUCCUUGCAAUGGGUCUCUUUAUUGGCGUUGGCCAUCGGGGUUGGUAUUGUGCAAAUUCAAUCAGGUGUUGCAGCGCAUCAUGGUUCCUCUCUCGAGCUGUCAACUAUGAACGCUAGCAAGGGCUUCCUCGCAGUGGUAGCAGCUUGCUUCACAUCAGGCCUGGCAGGAGUCUAUUUUGAGAUGGUGCUCAAAAACUCUCAAGCCGAUCUCUGGGUUCGUAACGUCCAGUUAUCCCUAUUUUCCCUCCUCCCUUGCCUCGCGCACAUUGUCUUCAGUGACUCCGCAGCAGUUCCAUUCGGUUCUUCAGGAUGGUUCAGCAGCCUAUUUAGCAACUUUGGACUUUGGGCUUGGGCGACAGUACUGGUUCAAGUACUGGGCGGCUUGGUGACCGCAAUGGUUAUCAAGUAUUCUGACAACAUCCUCAAGGGCUUCGCCACGAGUUUGAGCAUUGUCAUUUCAUUCUUGGCGUCCGUGGCGCUCUUCGAUUUCCGCAUGACUUGGCCUUUCAUCAUUGGCUCUGCUGUCGUACUCAAUGCGACUUGGAUGUAUAAUCAACACCCUCAACGGGUUCGAAUUGUCACUGGUCGCGACUUGAAAGCUUGGACUGUAUCAUUGCAGGAAAAAUGGAGGGGAGAGAAUUCUACACGCUCCCUUGCCGACGGCCCUGUAUAUCAGGUCCUUUCUUCUUCGAUUUCUCGUACAGGAUCCUUAAUUUCUCUAUCCGCAUCUACAUCUUCGUCAGAUUUGCAUGAAAAAUACUUAUAUGGACGCUAA